CUGAGGGGAUAGAGAUGUCAUCUAAACUGCCAAGACCAAGAUCAAGGUACCGAGGGGGGCGUGUUGUGUUUAUGCCGAUCAAGUAAACACCACCAUGUCACCACGGCGCCGCCACCACCUGCACACCCUGGAGGAGCUCAGUCUGCGGGUGGUGUUCGAGUCAGUGGUGGCUGACCUCAAUCUCGCUCACCUCCUUGCCUCUGACCUACGGCACUCUACCCUGCUGGCACCCCUGCGGCUCUCUUCCCCUGAUGCCUUGAGACAGUCUGUGGCUGCUCGUCUUGCUAACUUACCUGGGAUUAUGAAUGACCAGGUGCGGCAUCGACUCAUCCAGCGUCUGUUCAGUGUGGCACACCCUGACCGAUGGCUCAAUGCAAAGCUGGAUGUCCUCAAGGUACUGGUGGACAAGAGCAUCACCACCCUGGACUGCCGACAACAGGCACUUCCUCGGCAGGUAUUGGAGGUAGUGGCAAUGUCCUGCCCUGCCCUCACCUCCCUCAAGGUUGUCAUAGAACAGGAAAGCUCAGGUAGCGGAGUGGAGUGGAAGGGAGACAGCCAGCCAGACCCGAAGACCCCCUCUGCUUGCUCCCUUCCCAGCCCCAGAACUGCAAGAAGGAAGGCAUCACAUAAUCUGCCUUGCCUCACAACCACACCAUCCCAUGAGUGUCUGGCUGGGCUGACAAGGCUCACCACUCUCCAUCUGACCAACGGGGCCACAAAUGAGGUGCUGGCGGCCCUGGGGGAGUCUAUACCCGGCCUGAGGGAGCUGCGGGUUUGCUACAGUUUUGCUGUGACGGACGCUGGGCUGACAGCACUGUGCCUGCGAGGGGCGUCCAUGCCGUGGCCUCUGGUUCCCCGUGGCCUGUACUGGCUCGACCUGCUGCCCUCACACUUCAAUCGCUGCUGCUCUGUGCUAGAGGAGGUGGACAUCCUGGGCACACGAGUGAGUCACUUCGGUCUUGCCUUCCUCUUGAGACACCUCCCGGCCUUGCGUUCUCUUGGCCACUCUCCCCUUGUCACCUCAGCCAUUGAGCUCCUUGUGUCUUGGCGGCCGGCUCCCGCUGGCACCUUCACCACACGGCUACGCAAGUUAAGAGAUGACGACGUGUCCGGCCCAAGACUAAUGACCAUUGCCCUCCACUGUCCUGACCUCCGUGACAUGAGCCUGACCCACACCUUCCAGGAGGCCGACCUGACCUCACGCCACUCCCACAUCACUGGUCAUGUUGCUAAUCUCAAGCAUCUUAAGCACCUCAGUCUAGUCAAUGUGACAGCACAGUCUGUCUCGGAGAUGGUAACUGUUGUUGGGCGUCAACUCACAGCUCUCACAGUCAGCUGCCGACACCUGGACGUGGCUCUCAUUUUUACCACCUGCAAGUCACUGCGACACCUCACUCUGGAGGGCGAAGACUGCCAGGCUCCCCUCACAGCCGUCGAGAGCUUCAAACGUGCUGCACUGACGAAACUGCAGGUGGUGAAGAUAAAGUGUGUUUUGCCUCCAGCGUACACUGAUGUUAUCUUCACCAAUGCACUUGCCCUCACUGAUGUGGAGAUUGUUUUUCUGCGUGAGAUGCGAGACUCCCAGAUAACUCAGCUGGUGCGCAAUAAAAGCCUGCAGAAGGUACAGGAGUUCACAGUCCGGCUGGCCCCUAAAUUGACAAUAGACUCAGCCCGUGUCUUGGUGCGAGGGUGUCCCAGGCUUCAGCACCUCAAGGACCUGGGAGGUUGGGACGUCACCGUGGAGGAAUACACUCAGUUCCUGCAGGAGAUCAAAAGGGAGAAUUAUGAUGUCCAUGUAACCUACACAUCUCGCCGGGCAGCCAGCGAACACGAGCCACAGGAGAGGACCAUUUGGGAUCUUGACCCUCUGCAUCGCUUUGAUCGCAUGGCUCUGCGACGCUCCCUAGGGAACCUCCUGCCCCUGGUGGUCCUGUGAGGCACAGUCCACCCACCCCUGUCUGUCUGUGAACACCUUCUGUGAUGUUUGUGAUGUCUUCUUCAUCCUACAGUGAGCAGCUGUCUGUGAGUCUGUGAUGUGCUGUGUGAUAUCACCAAUACCACCAACAUCACCUCUUUUGGGAUGCUCCUUCAUGCUCCUCUGCUUCCCAUGCUCUAAGUUACCAUACCAUCACCAUCUUCUUUUUGGGAACUUUAUUUCAUGCCUCUUAUAUGUCCAGUAAUGGUAUUACCACCAGAUUUAUCUUUUUUUUUUCUUUUUUUUUUUUUUUGCUCCUCUUCAUGUCCUUUUCUGUUCUAUGUCCUGCUGUAUUAUAAUACCACCAUCCUUAGCCAUCACCAUUACCAGAAUCCUUUGCUACCACUUUCACUAUCAUCCCUUGCCACCACUGUCACUUUCAUCCUUUACCACCACCACAGCCAUCACUAAUACCAUAAUCUCCCUUAGCACUUCCUCUCCUAACUUUCAGGUGGCUCUGGUGUAGUGCUCAGCUCAUUGCCAGAAGGUUGUGAGUUUGAUUCUGGCUCCUUAUGGCAGUUUCUUAAUGGGGGAAGGAAUGCUUUUUUUUUUUUUUUUUUUUUUUUUUUUUUGUAACCCUAGCCAGUGCCAUAUGACCUUGUUGUUGUGACACCUUAAUCAUUAUCCAACUCAUACUGUGGUAAAGUUAUUUUUGUACCUGUGUGUGAGUGUUAGAGGCAACCUAACCUGCCUCACAUCCUCACUGGAGUGGGUUUGGGAUUGCUUUGUUUACCUGAGUGAAACUAAUCUCGUCAUAAAUUUUACAUAUCAGAUAGCCCUUGUUUGUUUAUGGAAGAAUGAGGAUGUGUGAUGUUGCAAUGUGUAUUCCAGAGUUAUGAUGUGCCAGAGGAAUGUACAGUACACAAUAGUCUUUUUUUAGGUGAUGUUAGUUUUAUUAUCAAAAUGUACUAGCCAGUGUCUGUCUAAGGAAGGAUGAGGAUGUGUGAUAUUGUAAUGUGCAGUCCAGAGUCAUGGUUUGGAGGAGGAUCUUGUAUAUUAGUCUUUCUGACACCUACUCAGUAGUCUGAUAUGAAACUAGUGAUAACAAGCACCUGAAUGCCAAAUGGUCUCUUUUUGAAGGUGAUGAAGAUGUGUGGUUAGGUUGUAUUAUGUGUUCAAGAGGUUCCAUUUGCAGGGAGAAAGCUACACAGCAGUCUUUCUUGAUAUGUAGCUAGUCUAGUCAUUAAACUCAUAUGAAUAUUAGCUUGUGUCUCUUUCAGGAAGGUUGAGGAUGCAUAGACAUAUUGUAAUGUACUUUACACAAUUGUGAUAUGUAGGAGAAAUUUGUCUAACAGUCUUUCUGAAAUAUGUAGUAUAGCAGUUUUUUUUUUUUUUUUCAUAUCUACAUAUAUAAAACCAGUCUGGUUAUUAAACUCACAUACUUGCUUGCCUGUAUGCCUGUGUAUGUUUAAGGAAGGUUAAGGGUGUGUAAUGUUGCAUUGUGUAUUUCAGGAACACAAUUUGCAAGAGAAGUAUACUCAUUAGUCAUUCUCAAUAUAGCUAGUCUUGUCAUGGAAAUAUUUGCUAGCCACUGACUAUUCAAGGAAGGAUAAGAGUAUGUGGUGUUGCAGUGUGUGUUCCAGUUAUGAUUUGCAAAGAGGCAUACAGACAUACUUAUUUCUUGAUAUUGUAUAGUCAUGGGAAUAUUUCUUAGCCAUUGUCUAUUGAAGGAAGGAUAAGGAUAUGUGGUGUUGCAGUGUGUUCCAAUCAUGAUUUUGUAGGGAAACACGUACAUGGUUCAGUCUUUCUUGAUAUGAACUUAGUCUAGUCAUUAAUCUCAUAUAUCUGCCAGCCAGUGUUUGUUUAAUGAGUGAUAAGAGUAUGUGUUCUUGUUGCUAUGUGCUAGUCUUAAUUUGCAGGGAAAACCUACAUAGCUCUCUUUCUGUGAGGUUAAUCUAGUCAUUAAUAAAACACUUGCUUGUCUGUCAGUGUCUGUUUAAGGAUGGUUGAGGUUACUUGACCAUUUUGCAGUGUGAGUUCAUCAUCAUCAUUUAGUUUAAUAUAGGAUGGAUUAUGAAUCUUACAUUUUGCAAUUAUUGAUGUAUCUCUUCCCUAAUGUUCAUCCCUUUCAUGUCUUCCUCCACACACACUGUAUCUAAGUCUUUUUUCAGUCUUGCAGUGUGAUUUCCAGUUAUGAUAUUAAAGAGAAACAUGCAUAACAGUCUCCUUUAAUAGAAGCAAGACUGAAUGACUGGUCUGUUCUGUUAUUCUGUGCUACUAUAAAGGAACCAUAUUCUGAAACACUUCUGAUUGGACCUCCACUGCUUUCAAAAGGCUCUACUUGAAGUGAAACUUGUUUUUAAAGAUGUUUUCAUGAUUCUGGAGACAGAUGAACAAUAUUAACAAGAGAAACACUAUUGAUAACCUGGCUAAUCAUCUCUGUGGCCUUUGAAAGUAGUCAUCGUGAGAGAACAAAGUGUUUCAGAAUACAGGCCUUUGUGUCAUGGUCUUUAGUGCGGCAGUUUUGCCAUAUGGGGACAUCAGAACAUGUUAACAUCGUCACUGGACAGUUAGCUUUCUUGUUAAUUGGUAUACUCAUUCCAGUCUGCGUACUGACUAAUAUCCCUUCCAAAAAUCUUGUUUGUCCUGAUGCGCACAAAUAAUCCUGUAUACAAAUAAAUGAUUGAGAGUU
Molecule: messenger RNA, 4607 nt
Organism: Scylla paramamosain (green mud crab)
Lineage: Eukaryota; Metazoa; Arthropoda; Malacostraca; Decapoda; Portunidae
Exons: 13
Coding region: 95-1936 (613 amino acids)
Biological process (GO): SCF-dependent proteasomal ubiquitin-dependent protein catabolic process
Cellular component (GO): SCF ubiquitin ligase complex
Source: RefSeq, a predicted model, not a curated record